Molecule: messenger RNA, 1050 nt
Organism: Miscanthus lutarioriparius
Lineage: Eukaryota; Viridiplantae; Streptophyta; Magnoliopsida; Poales; Poaceae
Source: the annotation of a GenBank genome assembly
AUGAGGUGGCGGCUUAGAAGCAGUAAGCAACAGCAGAGGGAAUCCCUGCAACCACCGGAGCAAGAGCGCCAGGGAGAGAGCAAGAGGAAGAGCAAGGCGAUCUUCUCGUCCUUCUCGCCCUUGGCAUGGCUUGCGAAGCUCACGGCCAAGAACGGCGUGGCCGCUACCAAGGCCGUGCAUGCGACGUCCACGGCAAAGAACACCGCUCAGCCCGCCACCGCAUUCCCGUCUUGCUUCCACAAGCCCACGAGCCCCAGCACCGCGUCGGCGUCGGCGUCGCGGAGCAGCCUGGCCUCUUCGUCAUCAUCCGCCGCCGAGGCAGAGGCAGCAGCUGGCAUUGUCCCGCGUCGCGACGACACUACCGGGGACACGGUGGCAGGCAUCGCCCCGCGUCGCCGCUCGGUGGGCAACGAUGACACCUGCUGCAGGACCGAGGCCGCGACCGCGCGGCAGCAGCUGUACCACCGUCGCCACUACUCGGUCGGCGGCGACCGCGACCUUCGUCCGCUCGGCCACCUCGUCUCCCUCUCCCCGAAGGCGCCGCCGUCGCCGACACCGGCGCCGGUGCGGACGCUGACGCCGAUGCUGCCCCCGCUGCCUUCCGACACGGAGGACGGGGAGAAGCGGACGACACGAAGCCGCCGGCGCCGGCGCCGGCGCGUAGUCGUCAGUGGGAGGCGGUCAUUCUCCUCGGCGAAGGCCCCGGCGGCCGGCGCGCGCCUGGCGGGCGCGGUGCCCGUGCGCUCGCCUAGGCCUAGCAACGCCGCGGCGGCGGCGGUGUCGGAGCUGGAGCGGUUCGCGGUGGUGCGGCGGACGCGGGACCCGCAGCGCGCGUUCCGGGCGUCGAUGGUGGAGAUGAUCGCGAGCAAGCGCAUGGUGGGGCGUCCCGAGGAGCUGGAGACGCUGCUGGCGUGCUACCUGUCGCUCAACGCCGACGAGCACCACGACUGCAUCGUCAAGGUCUUCCGGCAGGUCUGGUUCGAGCUCAACAACACCUCCCGUGUCACCGCCACCGCCACCGCCGUCGCCGCGCCGCCGCAGCGCACCUGA